Culex quinquefasciatus (southern house mosquito) is the source of this 1398-nucleotide messenger RNA. RefSeq names its product guanine nucleotide-binding protein subunit gamma-1. Gene Ontology annotation, cellular component: heterotrimeric G-protein complex. Gene Ontology annotation, molecular function: G-protein beta-subunit binding. Gene Ontology annotation, biological process: G protein-coupled receptor signaling pathway. The transcript has a single exon. Lineage: Eukaryota; Metazoa; Arthropoda; Insecta; Diptera; Culicidae. The coding region runs from base 278 to 490 and encodes 70 amino acids. The record is from RefSeq and is a predicted model, not a curated record.
AAACGAUAACUUCAUCCAUCUUGUUUUUCACCACCCGUCAGAAUUCGAGCAGCAGCAGCAGUUUUCCCGUCGUCACUCCGUCGUUUUUUCGCAGUUUCACGCCCUAAAACCUACACCAACCCGUGCCGGAAGUGCCCAUUCUCGCGUCCCGCCGUGAAAACCCACCGAUUCCGUCGUACGUCGUCGCCACCGCCGCCGCCGAGGUCGAUUUCCGUUUUUCGCAGUCGCGCCAGAGGUCAUCGCUAUCAUCAACAUAGGGCUAUCGGAGACCGCAGUAAUGGACAUCAUAGCAUCGAACCUACAGCAGCAACGGGCCAUCACGGAACAGCUGCGACGGGAGGCCGCGAUCCAGCGCGUCCCGGUCACGCAAGCCGUGGCCGACAUCGUCAAGUACGUGACCGAGCAUGAGGGCGAGGACUGCCUGCUGGUCGGAUUCAGCUCCCAGAAGGUCAACCCGUUCCGGGAGAAGAGCUCAUGCCAGAUUCUGUAAGGUGGCGGCGGGAAGUUGUCCGGAAGAGUACCGAUAGCGAAUCUCAUUUUGAAUUUGUCGUGCAGAAGGGGCGAAAAGAGGUAAAUUACCGUGGGAAAUUCCGGAACAUUCGUCGUUGCGUUUUUUGCGUUUCUAGUAAAGAGAGGGAGGGAGAUCGAGAGAUGACGUCACCCUUUGUCGUCACUGUUUUAUCGCUGUACCGUGUGCAUUUUACCGGAUGAAUCGUUGUUCGAACGAGGGCAAGCUCAGAAAUGUAAAACACACUAAUCUUUACUAGGUAAUUAAUAGAGAUCGCUUUGUGUCGUGCUGUAGAAGAAUCAUCUAAUGAACCGGAAACAAGAAAAACAGGAAUCUAGGGCUUUUAGGCAAUAAUAUGAAACAAUUAGAAACUUUUUGAUUUGUUUUCCCUUGCAAGGAUUUGAAGCAGGUUCUACGCCUGACGUCCUUGGCAGGUUAAAUUCCUUCCCUCCUCAUACAAACAAGCACAAUCCAUAGUCGCAAUCAUCAGAAAUAAUCACAAUAAAAUGCAUCAGCAAUACAUGAUGAGAAGCUUUCACCUCCUCCAAACAUUGCCACAAAUCACCAUCAGAGAUGCCAACUUUUUGAAAGAAAGCAACCAAAUCUAACAAAUAAAUACAAACUGACACUAAACGGAAUCAAACAUAUACGGAUAUAUGUGACCUAUUGCUAUAUAAAACAAAGUAAAAAGCAUAUACUAUUUAUUAAAUGUUACUAACUGGCAUCUUCAAGCGUGUGCGUUGCAGGCGGUCCCCCUCACAAGCGCUCCCGAAGUGAACGACGGCGAUGGCGAAUUUGUGCCGCCACCGGGAGGGGCCCCGCACGCACACGCUGGAGCAAUAAAACGUAAACUAUUUAUGUAUUGUGUACACCAAAAACGGAAAACAAAA